AUGAUAUUAAGUUGGAAAUUAGUUUUGGUUGCUGGCGGGAUAUUGGGAGGUGUUAGAGCCCAGUCGGACAAUAGCACAGUGCCAGAGGUAGCAGCUCCAGAUGCAGUUCCAAAUCCAUUGGGAAGAACAUAUCCUACGCCUUGUCCAAGCAGUUGUAAAAUUACCACCACAUCAAUUCGCUGGAAAACAAAGACAGAGACAGAAUACUGUACUGUGACUGUCACCAAUCCAGGUCCUACUUCCACCAAACCAGCAUCUACAGUAACUGUCACCAACCAAGCUUCGGUAUCCACCGUCACUGUCACCAACCAAGGUUCUACUGUGACCAAGCCAGUUUCUACGGUUACUGUUACAGCAACUGCGACAACUGAGAAGGACUAUACAUACACUGCGACUGUCAUUACAAGCGUCACAGCAACAGCAACAAAUACUUUGACUGCGACUGCGACGGCAACAGCGACGGUCACUACCGCAUCAGGUUUCACCGUCGUCUCCGAGAAGACAACAGAGAGAACGUUCUCAACUACUACGACGAGUUUGAUAACGACUUCUAUACCUUAUACGGUGACUACAACGAAUUCCUACGGUUACCCAGUCACUACCACAAAAUGGUCCACAAUUAUUACUACGCAGACUGUAGCAACCACCAAGACGGUCCCGACUACGAAGACUGUAGCAACCACGAAAACUGUGCCGACGACCACGAUAGUUCCGACGACCACCACUAGGAUUGUAGUUUCAUCUUAUCGGACUACUAUAACAGUCACGAACCAUUAUGGAUAUCCCGUCGUUUCGACCAAAUGGGUUACUGUCACAUCGACAAAAUCCUUCUCGGUGACUAAGACUGUACCCACGACUACCACCAGCAUUAGCGUUUUCACAACGUCUAUUCCAUACACAACCACAGCCAUUGAUUCUUACGGAUAUCCGGUUACUACGACAAAAUAUUCAACCAUCAUCUCAACCACAACAGUUCCAACGACGACCAGUGCAAUAAGUACCACUGCGUUAUACUUUACCAGCACAAGCACCGUUGUAGUCCCAACUUAUAUAACUACCACGAGUACCAUUACAACAAGUGUUCCAUAUACCGUGACUUCAAGUACCACCUUGUACACACCAACCACAAUCGUCAGCCUAGUGACGAUUACGUCGAGUUACACCUCAACAUACACGACCAGUUUCACUGCAACGGCUACGACUUCAGCAACAGUUACCUCUACGACAGUCAGCCCGACUACCACGACCACGACGCUGCCAGGUGAAGUCGUGACGACUACUCUUCCAGGAGUUGUUACGACAACUACAUUACCUGGGGUGAUCACAACAGUCGCCGGUCCAGGUACUGUUAUAACCACCACUGCUCCUGGCAUUGUUACUACCACCACACUUCCAGGAGUUGUUGUAACUACGACUUUGCCCGGAGUGGAGAGCACUAUCACUUUACCUGGAACGACAAUUGCUGGUCCAACAGUCACUCAGCCUGGAGUCACAUUGAUAGGACCUACAAUCACCGAACCCGCUUCAACGGUCACUCUUCCCGCUUCCAUAAUAACCACAACUUUCACGUCGGUACAAGCAGGAACCACAAGCGUUGUGACCUCAGUGCUCACACUUCCUCCUGUCACUACAACCGUCACUGGGGCAUCGGGAACCGUGACAAACACUGUGACCUUGACCGAACAAUUCGUAUGCCCAAAACCUACGAACUCAGCACCGGUCAUUGGGGCGUAUACCGGAAAGGAUAGUCUUUGGGGAUGCAAGCCAGGGUAUAUCUGUAAUCCACCAAAGCCGAAUGGAUGCACUCUCUUCGCAGAUCCUCCAGACUAUAGCUAUCUCUGCCCAUCUCAAUCGUACUGUAUACUUUCGCCGCCGUCUAGCGAUGUUACAUGGCCAAAAGGGGAGACUGAUUAUUACCCACCAACUGAAGGGUACUACAACUUGAAUCCAAACGCUUUUGGUCUUGAUUACACGAUUUUUGUCAACAAGAUUGUCACCGUCUACGUCUUUGGUCCCAAGGGCAACAAAUACCUUACCACAUAUACAACUGGAGACUAUGCGUCCAAAACACUUCUUGACCAUUACCCUCCAGCGGCGUCCACUUCGGCGACUAUCAGACCCGCCAAACGAGACACAAUUGUCGUUCGCCAGUUACUCAAGCGCGACGACACCAUCGUUCCAGCAGUCUGCUUUGCUCAAUGUAACAAUGUCUACAUCGAAGCACAGAAGGUUGGGAAAUCACCCGCACUUUGCGCACCAGAUUCUGCGUUCCAGUCGGACUACUCUUCUUGCCAACAGUGUGUGGUUGACAAUGGUGAUACUACGAAAGUCACGCUUCAGACCUAUGUCGUUCCUCAAUUUGAGCCGUUCAUCAACUUCUGUAGAGAAACUACGGCUCAAUCUGCGGUCCUGCCGUCAGUGAGUACUCAGACCGUAUUGCCAGUGGCUCCAACUCAAAUCGCUGUGGUCUCGAUCCCAACACCACCUGCUGUUACAACUCAAGCCCCUGUUAACACGAACACGCUUCCUGUUCCAAUCGCAACACUCGGGCCGUUCUUGAACACCACUUCAUCUUCAUCGCGGGCUUCCUCUUCUUCCUCUGCGGCCUCCUCUACUGUAUCCACUGAAUCGGAGUCCUCCACGGAGUCCUCCACGGAGUCUUCCGCAGCAUCUUCCACCACUGUAUCGUCAAGUACUACUACUCCAGUCGCUACACUCCCAACUACCUCUGACUCGAGUGUUGCACCGCCAUCAACGAGCGCUCCAGACACGACAGGCACCCCAACCACCACCGGCCCUCCUGUCCUAAUCACCGGCACCAACGCCUCCCCACAAACCGCGCCCUCUCUAAUCCUCCUCGCCAGCAUCGCCCUCCUCUCCCUCCUCUCCCUGUUACUAUAA
Glarea lozoyensis ATCC 20868 is the source of this 2901-nucleotide messenger RNA. RefSeq lists its product as uncharacterized. The transcript has 10 exons. NCBI's taxonomy places the organism in Eukaryota, Fungi, Ascomycota, Leotiomycetes, Helotiales, Helotiaceae. Bases 1 to 2901 code for a protein of 966 amino acids. The record is from RefSeq and is a predicted model, not a curated record.